Messenger RNA from Diaporthe batatas, 1356 nucleotides. RefSeq lists its product as uncharacterized. The record is from RefSeq and is a predicted model, not a curated record. The transcript has 3 exons. The coding region runs from base 1 to 1356 and encodes 451 amino acids. NCBI's taxonomy places the organism in Eukaryota, Fungi, Ascomycota, Sordariomycetes, Diaporthales, Diaporthaceae. Gene Ontology annotation, molecular function: iron ion binding; oxidoreductase activity, acting on paired donors, with incorporation or reduction of molecular oxygen; monooxygenase activity.
AUGAUGGCGUCUUUCAUCGUCGGACUCCUUGCGUGUAGCAUUAUACUGUAUCUCUUCAAAAUUUGUUGUGUUGACCACCUCGUCCUCAGUCCACUUAGACAAGUCCCUGGCCCUGCUUUCUUCGCCAUUACGAAGUGGCGUCUAGCUUACGAGGACUGGAGAGGUCGCCGCACUCGCACAAUCGCCCAGCUGCACUCGAGGUAUGGCCCAGCAGUCCGUGUAGGACCCAACGAGGUCUCAUUCAACAGCCUGAGUGCGCUGAAGACAAUCUACGGACCUGGAAGCCGAUUCGGCAGAACAUCUUUCUAUCGUAUGUUUGAGGUGUACGGAGAGCAAAAUUUGUUCACUUUCCAGUCCUCAGAAGAGCAUGGCGCACGUAAGAAGCUCCUCUCCCAUGCCUACUCGAAGUCUGCCAUACUUCAGGACAAGACGACCAAGGUGGUUGAAGACAUGGCUCGGCGUUACAUUGAGCUCCUAGACAAUGAGCCAAAUGGUGUUAGUGACGUCUUCCUGACUCUUCACUAUUACUCCCUGGACAGUAUCACCCAUUUCAUAUACGGGAAUUCCGGUUCAACAUCUGCUCUGCAGGGGUCCAAGUCGCAUCGCGGCCUCAUAUCCGAUGUUAUGCACCCCUCUCGCCGCAGACUGUCAUGGUGCUGGGUGCAUGUCCCUUCGAUCACUAGAUGGCUUUACUCACGCACAGGAGUCAAGGCACAUUUAGUAAAGCACGUCCUGCCCAUGCAGCCGCCAACGACAUAUACUGGCAUACGGGCUUUUGCUUUACAAGCAGUCAACCAAUUCAAAUUGGAUUGUCAAACGAGAAAGACUGUUGGCAAAGGUUCAAUCAUUGAGCAUCUUUGGAAAUAUCAUCAGUCAGAGCUCUCAAACGGCCUUAGUGUCACUCAGGUAGCGUCAGAGUGUGCGGACCAUUUUCUUGCGGGCAUAGAUACCACCAGUGACACACUCAUGUUCCUCAUAUGGGCACUUUCAUUGCCCGCGAACUGGAAGUUCCAGGAAAAGUUGAGGGACGAACUCUUGGAUAUCCCCGAGGAAUCACUCAAUCAUUACGGUCACCCCAGAACUGCCGCCAGCGACCGAUGUACAUACCUCCAAGCCGUCAUCAAGGAGACCCUCAGGCUUUAUGCACCGCUACCGAGUUCUGAGCCCCGUUCAGCCGACGCCACCUCUACGGUAGAUGGGUACACAAUUCCACCCAAUACGGUUGUCUCGAUGUCUCCAUGGAUACUCCACCGCAAUUCAGAGGUCUUCGAGGAUCCGUCAGUAUUCGAUCCCGAAAGGUGGCUGGGAUCAUCCGAGAACACUUGCUUAAUUAAAUUUGAAAAGUUUCGCCAAUGA